This is a messenger RNA of Etheostoma spectabile (orangethroat darter), 1099 nucleotides long. RefSeq lists its product as uncharacterized. The coding region runs from base 57 to 1025 and encodes 322 amino acids. The transcript has 2 exons. NCBI's taxonomy places the organism in Eukaryota, Metazoa, Chordata, Actinopteri, Perciformes, Percidae. The record is from RefSeq and is a predicted model, not a curated record.
CAGAAGCUCAAGCUGUUUGUAAUAGCAAUAGGAGCAAGAUCAAGUCCUUUUUCACAAUGCGCUUAGCCAAAGCUUGGUAUUAUCGUAUAUUGGAGGAGCUCAAGGCCAAAUUCCUCAAGCAAUCAAACGAUAAAAGCGAGUACUCCAGACAGACUGCCAUUGAGACAUUUGACUCUCUGCUUCAGACUGAGGAUGGUAACAAACCAGAGCAUGGGAAUGUGGUUAAUGUUAUUCAGAAGUUUGAGAAUAUGACCCCCGGAAAAAGCAAGACAUUCACACAGACAUUUACUGAUCUCCUCUAUAGGGACAUCACACGUGGAAUCGCGCCCAAUUUGAUCCCAGAACCAAUGAGAGGGAAGUCAUGCAGUAAUGGGAUUGUUCCUGAUUCACAUACUGACAUGUACGCUGAAAUUCGAAACAAAGUGCGGAAUUUCAUGGGACUGAUGGGGUGGUGGCUGAAAACUCAGAUUGGCUGCCACGGUGAUAGGGUGGCUGACAAAAUAUUAAAAGAAGAGUCACUGGCAGCAGCGCAGCUACCGAAGGUCAACAUCACAGAGAAGCCUGUGGCAACUGCUCCAGCUCCUAGCUCAGUAUGUGAGGAGACACGUUCCGUACCUGCAGCAUUCAUCCAGAUGUUCACAGAGAAGCUGGUUUCUCGGAUAUACAGGAAAACAAAAGUGAACUGGUCUAUUGGAAACCCAGAGGACAACGUUUACCAUCUGUUCAAUAGAACAUGGGCCAACGUCAAGGGUGUAGAUUUUGAUACUACCCAAAAAACGGUUAAAAACCUUGACAAGACCAUUUUCAAGGACUUGUGUAAGAAAUGCGGAAGUGCAGACAAGGUGCUGAUCUCCAUGCGUCUAAAGGAUCCGGCACUGGAAAGAUGUAUUGUCUACCAUGUCAAAGAUUAUCUGAUGAGACCACCAAAAAAGCGUAGCACCAUCUGCAGGUUCUUCCUAUCUGUAGGAAAAGCCAUCUCCACUAUCUGCAGACGUAGAGAUACGCCGAGAGAGAUGCCAGUGUAAUGGUAUUUCUUCUUCGAAGUUAGGGUUUUCUCCGGGUGCUCCGAGUGUUUCUCCCACAUUCAUGAAAAUGAAGA